AUGACGAUUGAACGAUACGAUGACUCCGCGCCUUAUGAGCAGCAGGAGAAGAAAGAUCUUCCCGCUGAUACCUAUGCAGGGCCAGCAGGGGAGGAGAUCCAGCCCAGAGAGGAGGAGACCCAUAGAGCUUUGAAGAGUAGACAAAUCAGUAUGAUAGCCAUCGGUGGUGCCAUCGGUACUGGUCUUGUCAUUGGUUCUGGUACCAGUAUCGCUCGAUCAGGUCCUGGUUCAGUGUUCGUCGCGUACUGCAUCAUGGGUGUCGUCUGUUUUGGUGUACUCUUGGCUCUCGGUGAAAUGAGUACCAAAUACCCAACCAAGAAGGGUUUCGCGGGUCACGGUACAAGAUGUGUCGACCCUGCUUUCGGAUUUGCUACUGCCGUCAUCUAUCUUUGUAAAUACCUCAUCUUAUCUCCCAAUCAAAUUGUUGCCGGAUCUUUGGUCAUUCGAUACUGGAACGCCAAAAUCAAUGGCGCCGUUUUCGUUACCAUCUUGAUUGUGUUCGUCAUCGCUAUUAACACCCUAGGUGUUAAAUGGUUUGGGGAGGUCGAAUUCUGGCUCUCUUUCAUCAAGAUUCUGACACUCACCGGUCUCAUCUUGCUUGGUUUGAUCAUCGAUUUGGGAGGUGUUCCCGGUCAAGAUAGACUCGGUUUCGCUUACUGGAAACAUGGAAAAGCCUUCAAGCCAUACAAAACCACUGGUACCGAAGGACAAUUCCUCGGUUGGUGGAACGCUAUGGUACUUGCUCUUUUUGCCUACACUGGUUCGGAGUUAGUAGCCAUUACUGUUGGAGAAGCCAAGAAUCCAAGAAAAACUGUACCAGCGGCUAUCAAGAAGACUUUCUUCCGAAUUAUCUUCUUCUACAUCUUCUGUAUCCUCAUUGUCGGAAUGAUCGUCGACUCAAGCUCCAAGUUACUCGCUCAAGCAGCUGCCAAAGGUACAGCUGGUGGUGCGUCCGCCUCUCCUUUCGUUGUCGCUAUUCAAGCUGCCGGUAUCAAGGGUCUCCCUUCUGUUAUCAAUGCCUGUAUCUUGAUCUUCACUAUCUCGGCUGCCAAUUCUGAUCAAUAUGUUGCUACGCGAACACUCUAUGGAAUGGCCAAAGACGGACACGCACCUCGAAUCUUCACCAAAUGUACAUCUCGAGGUGUACCUUGGGUUGCUUUCAUGUUCACCGGAAUGUUCAUGGGUCUUGCUUACCUCGUCGCUGACUCUGACGCUUUGGUAAUCUUCAACUACUUUGUCAAUACUGUUACCAUUCUUGGUGGAUUGACUUGGGUAUCCAUCUUGUCUUCUCACGUUGGUUUCAUGAGAGGAAUGAAGGCUCAGGGCAUCUCGCGUGACACGCUUCCCUACAAAGCACCUUUCGAGCCUUACCUCACCUACUUCUCCUUAUUCAUGAUCUGCCUCGUUUGCCUCUUCAAAGGUUUCGACGCAUUCAUGCCAUUCAAUUACAAGAACUUCAUCACCAACUACAUCGGUAUUCCAGUCUACGUCAUCUCAUAUUUCGGUUACAAAAUCUUCUACCGAACCAAGGCCGUCAAGAUGCAUGAGAUGGAUCUUACUUCAGGAGCAAGAGAAUUCUACGACAUUGAUGACGACGUCGAGGAAGAACAAAGAUACACUUCUAUGACCUGGAAAGAGAAGGCCUUAUUCCAAAUUAAGAACUGGUAA
Molecule: messenger RNA, 1668 nt
Organism: Kwoniella shivajii
Lineage: Eukaryota; Fungi; Basidiomycota; Tremellomycetes; Tremellales; Cryptococcaceae
Exons: 11
Coding region: 1-1668 (555 amino acids)
Biological process (GO): amino acid transmembrane transport
Cellular component (GO): membrane
Molecular function (GO): amino acid transmembrane transporter activity
Source: RefSeq, a predicted model, not a curated record